AUGGCAGAACAUUCUUACUACUAUAUCUCCAAAAUUUCCCGCCUCGCAUUUUAUACUAUUUGUUACCUGAUCGCUUGGGUCGACGUAGUAACUGCAAAACCAGACUGCAAUGCGGAAAAUAUAGUCCUUAGAUAUCAAAGGGAUUUUGAUAACUUGGUUAGAGGAUGUACAGAGCUCGGUGGGAAUCUGGGAAUAUCUAUUGCCUUUGAUUCAAUCUAUAUCUCUGGGGUCGAACGCAUUCGUGGGAAUUUAUUCGUCAAAGAUGGGCUAUCGGAGUCUGGCAAUAUGACAAAAGUUGGAAACCCGGCGCAGCGUGCAAUAAAAUUCGCCAGCCUUACCAAAAUCGAUGGAAAUUUCGAUGUCUCAAAGUUUGGGAAGAAUGUGCCCUACAACUAUUCUGACCCAUAUCUCGAUUUCUUUCGUCCGGUUGAUGUUGGGGGAAGGGUCUCCAUUCAUGACACUUCUUUAAGCUUGGUUAGUCUUAAAAUCGGUACCUGCGAAAAAGCGACAUUUAGCGAUAACAUAGGCCUCACGAUUCGCUUAUCCAGUCUCCCACUGGGUGUAAACGAACUCGAGCUCUACGGGAAUACAUUUUCACUAGCGGUUGACGAGGUCGUCCCAGUUUAUUACUUCCCUGAUAUUUCGGAGAUGGAUAAGGAGAUAUACAUGGAAGCUAGUUCGCUAAGUCUCGGAGAUAUAGAUUCGGCACUUGACCCUGUAUAUGCUGGUCUACGUAUGCCCAAAUUGGAAAGGAUCCCCAAAAUAUAUGUCAAGGAAGCGCCUUCUGUUGAGCUGCCAAACAUUCAGAAUAUCAGCGAUACUUUACAACUAGUUAAUUUGAAGGCAACGAAACUUGAGUAUCCCGACCUCGUUAACAUCGGCAGUCACAAUAAUGGAUCGUUUCUUGUUGAGAAUGCAAAAAAGCUCUUUAAGGUUGAUGUGCCAGCUUUGGAAACAGUCCAAGGAGACCUAAACUUUACUGGAAACACGCUUUUGAAAGAUAUUGGCGGGUUUGGAUCACUUAAGUCCGUUUCGAGGGAUAUGUUUUUCGAAGGCCCGAUAUGGAGCUUGACUUUUCCCAAAUUGAACAAUGUCGGUGGGAAUUUUAUCAUCAGAAGCUCCGCCCCGUUUAAUUGCACGCCGUGGAACGAAAAACAGAUACGAACGAGAUUUGCGAAAGGGGAUUAUGUCUGCGACAGCGAAAUUGAUCCCAGAUCCCUCGAAGCUGGUUUCGACGGAAGUUCGGUAGGCCAGGACCUGCCCGGAGACGAACCAACCCCAACCCCCCCGAAUCGCACGCCUGUAAUAGUUGGGGCUUCGGUAGGCGGGGUUGUGGCAAUCAUUGGAAUAAUGAUCGCGGUAUUCUUUUUCCGUCGACGACCUAGAAAGUUCCCUGAUUUACUCCCCGGAAUCGCUAUGCCGGAACUGGCCAACAAAGAGGCCCCUUUGUACGAAAUCGAUGCGAAAAAGACAGAAAUCACAGCCGAGGCUGUUGGUUACAUCCCCCCUACGGAAGUACCUGGAGACUUUAAAGCAAUAGAGAUGCCUGUUUUGGAUGCUAUUCCGGUAGAAAUUGAUGGUCGGGAACUAUUCAGACCACCUUUACCUGCUUUUGUUAGGGAUUCGCGGUUCAAUCGCAAGCAGCAGAAUAUAGAUAAGGACAACAAUGGCUCUACCAGAAUCCCGGCGGGAGAGGGAGGGAGAGAUAGCUGGAAACCUCACGAUGAAGCAGCUUUUUCAAGCGAUCGAAGACAAUACUUGAACAACUCUCAAUUCCAAAAUGGGUCCACCGAAUAA
Orbilia oligospora ATCC 24927 is the source of this 1797-nucleotide messenger RNA. RefSeq lists its product as uncharacterized. The coding region runs from base 1 to 1797 and encodes 598 amino acids. Lineage: Eukaryota; Fungi; Ascomycota; Orbiliomycetes; Orbiliales; Orbiliaceae. The record is from RefSeq and is a predicted model, not a curated record. The transcript is spliced from 2 exons.